AACCCUAAUUCGGACUGGCCAGCCCCAACCCAAUCCAACCCUAAAUUCACAGAGAGAGCGAUAUACCGCUUUCAAUUUCCACCCAAAUUAUUCGAACCGCGAUCGCCUCUACAGCAUCGCAUUAAUGGCGAUUUCACAAUUCUAUUUCUAGAGGAAUUUCCGAUUGACGCUUCUCCAAGCAACCGCGUAUGCGAUGAUGCAGGCAAGAUUCUGACUCUGAGACUCGAAAUUUGGAGGUGUUAUAGAGCUAACUAGGUAGCUCGGACGGACGUAUUUGAAAAUGCAGAGGGAGCUCUCCGUCAAGUUGCUCUCUAGAAUCGCAAAAAAUGCGCCGACGACCGCCGCCUCCGCCGGCGGCGGCGGUGCCAAUUCGAUCGUCCGAGCACAAUUUCCCUUGUUUUCACCCGCAUUCUCGAAACUCGGUGCGAAUCCGUGCUCGCAUUUCUCUGCACAUUCGUGGAAGUUGUACGUCUAUGGCGGACCUUGGGUGACGACUCGAGGUUUUAUGAGAUCUGUUUCUGCUGGGAGGUUGAUGUCAAACGCUGUUUUGAAACGUACGGCUUCGAAUCACGCUAGCAGAAAUUUCCAUUCGUUUGAUUCCCGGCGCCGUGGCUGGAAUUCGAUGUUUGGAAGACUGACAGCUGACGGAGUCGUGAUAGGCUUGAUAGUAGCAAAUGCUGCUGUUUACAUUUUAUGGAAUAUUGCGAGCCCUUCAUUUAUGGUGAAGAAUUUCAUGAUUUCUGUGGACAAUUUUACAAGCGGUCGGGUGCAUACAUUGAUAACCGCGGCAUUCAGUCAUAAAGACAUGUGGCAUCUUAUUUCAAACAUGGUCGGGCUCUACUUCUUCGGGCUAAGUAUAGGAAGAUCUUUUGGGCCGGAGUAUUUGCUGAAAUUGUAUCUGUCCGGUGCUGUGGUCGGCUCGAUCUUUUACUUGGGAUAUCAUGCCUUCAUAGCUUCGCGAAUCCAGAGAACGCCAAUGUUUGGUAUCGACCCUGCAAAAGUCCCGGGAUUGGGUGCAAGCGGAGCCACAAAUGCUAUAAUGCUCCUCGAUAUAUUCCUCUUUCCAACAAAGACCCUCUAUUUAGACUUUAUUAUACCCGUUCCAGCUAUUUUACUCGGAAUCUUUAUUAUUGGCAAAGAUAUGAUGAGGAUAUUGCAGGGAGACCAUCAGGUUUCUGGAUCGGCGCAUUUGGGCGGGGCUACGGUUGCUGCAUUAGCUUGGGCACAACUCAAGAGAGGACGUUUUCGUCGAUUCUGAAGACUAUGAGAUGUUGGGUAUCGCCAUUGAAGUGUGGAUCGGUUUCGAGAGACUUGAGGGAAGAAGAAGAAGAAGAAGAAUGCCCUUAUGGAUUCAGGUCAUAGGUAAUUUGAUAAGAAAAUUCUUCCUAAAUCCAGUCUUACACUUGACCUGAUUAAUUUAAUAUUAUAUAUUUUUAUAAUUAUUUAAAUUUAUAAUUUUAUACUUUUAUGGUAUUUUAUUUUUCAAUUUUUAAUUGAGAUGCAUAUUUUAACUUACAAUUCAGUUAGUGCUAAGUCACUACAUGAUAUUAUAUUUUGUGAUUGAAACUUUGGAAUUUUA
Andrographis paniculata is the source of this 1579-nucleotide messenger RNA. Its product is annotated as RHOMBOID-like protein 12, mitochondrial. The record is from RefSeq and is a predicted model, not a curated record. Lineage: Eukaryota; Viridiplantae; Streptophyta; Magnoliopsida; Lamiales; Acanthaceae. Gene Ontology annotation, molecular function: serine-type endopeptidase activity. The transcript is spliced from 9 exons. Gene Ontology annotation, cellular component: membrane. Bases 281 to 1258 code for a protein of 325 amino acids.